Protopolystoma xenopodis is the source of this 392-nucleotide messenger RNA. Lineage: Eukaryota; Metazoa; Platyhelminthes; Monogenea; Polystomatidea; Polystomatidae. The record is from the annotation of a GenBank genome assembly.
GUGAAUAUGUCUUAUCUACACGUAUCCGAGUAAGUCGCUGCAUCAAAGACUUACUAUUUCCUAUACUCUUGGGAAAAGAAGAUCGUAUUAAAGUAGAGAAGACCAUCGUGGAGGCUCUUAAGACACUUCCAGGCGAACUUGCAGGGAUCUAUCAUCCACUUUCCGAAAUGAAUGAAGGAACUUUACGUCACGUCAUUAACGAUCACCCAUUCCUGCGUGAAUUCUCUUGUUGCAAGGAUUGGAAAUUGGGCCGUGGUGUCUUCCAGAAUGGAGAAAAGACUUUUUUAGUUUGGAUCUGUGAAGAGGAUCACAUUCGCAUUAUUUCAUUGCAGAAGAAUGGAAAUUUGCCUGUAGUUUAUAGACGGCUGAUUCAAGUUAGUUUAGGAGGCUAA